Messenger RNA from Moneuplotes crassus, 964 nucleotides. NCBI's taxonomy places the organism in Eukaryota, Ciliophora, Spirotrichea, Euplotida, Euplotidae. The record is from the annotation of a GenBank genome assembly.
AUGAAUAUUGGAAAUAUAGACCAACAGGAAACAGAACUAGAGAAAGUUAUUGAGGAUACAGAACUUGAUGUAGAAGAUACUACCUGUAGGAUGGUCAAAUAUCUAGACCUUUCUAGUGAGGAAUCAGAAGAAGAGCAUUAUAACACCCUCAAGACCAAUUAGACAGCUGGAACAUCAGUUCAGCGUUCAGCCUGCAAAUCUAAAUGCUAAUCAUACCACAGAUUUGACUGAGCUCUUCGAUUUAACAUUUCAAAAAGGAACUAUUAAAAAAGAGCAAAAACAAAUCCCAAAGAAACCUCUCAAUCCUCUCUGCUCAGAAAUUGUCAACAUCAAUAAACUCCUCAAAUAGACAUAAUUUCACUCCCAUCACCGCCCCUCAAGACUCACUCUCUAAACUCUUCGAAGUCCUUACCAAAUUCGAUGCCCUAAAAUCAAAAUAAAUACCUCUCAAAUUCUCAACAAACCGCCUUCAUUCUUGAACAAGAAAACGCUGAAAUCAUCCCAAAUUCCACUUGAGUUCUUCAUAGUUCACCAAAACCAAUAAUCCCUUCAGAAGUAAAAGACCAGUUGAUAUCUCUGAGUGAGAAGAUACUCAAGAAGGACUCGUUGCUUAGAGAUCUUAAGAAAAAGUACAAGAUGAUAAAGGUGAAGGUGGAAGAGGUACAUGACCUUAAGAGAGAAAAUAAAAAGUGUGUAGGGUAUAUUAGAGAAAUUGAGAAAGAUAAAGAUGAGUUGUUGAGCUAUGCACAGAUGUUGGAAUCUAGGGUGGAGUGGUUUAAGAAGGCGUGUGAUAGGUCAAAUGUUGGAUUGGAGGAUAUGCGUUGUCAGAAUCAGUUUGGGUAUCAAAGAAAGUCCCUUGAUUGCCAGACUUCGAAUGAAUAUACUCUUUCAAGAGAAGAUUUCAGCUAUGUUAGUAAUAAGCGGAAGACUCCUGGUUAUUAUAGAUAAUUCAAUUUUUGCAAAA